This is a messenger RNA of Oppiella nova, 2139 nucleotides long. The record is from the annotation of a GenBank genome assembly. NCBI's taxonomy places the organism in Eukaryota, Metazoa, Arthropoda, Arachnida, Sarcoptiformes, Oppiidae.
GACAAUUUGAAUGAAUUGAAUAUCAAUGAGAAUAAGUUUAUUAAUAAAGAGUUAGUCAAAGAGAAUAUAAUAAUUGGCGAGAAAGCAGUCAACGAAAGCCCUGUCAAUGAAAAGUGCAAUACUAGAGCCAAACCUCGACUCAAUGAUAAUUGUCGACAAAAUCUAAGUCAACGAUCAAAAGAACGUAAAGUUCCGGCCAAUAGAGUGAGUCGAUUGGCAUCUUUCGGGAGUUUAGCGGUUGGUCUCGGAUUUGGAGCACUCGAAGAGAUCACGAAAAAGACUUUAGGAAACUCUUCGCGCUCUUCGCAAAGCAUUUUGGGAUCAAAUCCAUUGCUGACGGAAGCGAAUGCCAAUGCAAUACAAGUGCCGAGAUUGAGGUCUAAAAGUGUGUCAAUUAUGGGUAAAAAAGAGGAUCCAAACCUAUGGAAACACUGGACUCGAGUCCACAAACACGAUCUGAAUGGACGAGACCGUAAAAAGGACCAUGUUAAGUGUGUCCAUUGCGGUAAUAAACAGUUGAGACACGCCGUCAAAUGCCGCACACAUGUCAUCAAUUGUCUGAAGUGUCCGCAAAGACUCAAACAAGUGCUCAUCGGUUAUAUGGCUGACAAAGAUCCACAAAUGGCAGCGUCUUUGUGUCACUUACAGUCAUCGGGAACUGAUGGGUCUGUCAUUGUGAGGGAUAUGUCGCCCAACGUUGUCAUCAAAAUGAAUGACAUGUUUGAAGAGAUAAUGUGUGAAAACAAACGACUUUUGCGGGAAUUAUCGUUGAUUGUCCAUCAAUUGGAGACCAAAUACCAUGCCAUCGAUGAGCGACUCAGCGGUGGUCACGACAAUGAGGUGGGAGUGGCUGCUGAGGAACGGGUGGUUACUAUACGCCGCACCAAAAGGAAACUUAUAAACAAAUCCACAAAAUCUGAUCCAACCGUCGAUUCCGACGAUAACAUCGCCGACGAGACAAAUGAUGACUUCGGAGACAAUUCCGGUGAUGACGUCAAGGGAUCUGAUUAUGAUUACAAUCCUAGCGAAGAUCCCAACAACAAGAAGUUCCACCCUUUGACUGAUAAUGAGAGUACUGACGAGACAAUCGGUGGUGAAUCCACUGUUAACCCGCCCAUUACGCGAGUAUCGUUUGAUACUCCGAAGAAUGGCUAUAAACGCAUCGAUAGACGAGUGGUGUGUGAAUGGGACGGCUGUGGGAAGACAUUUCGAAAGCCAUGCGAAAUGUGGCAACACUUCCGGCGCAUGCAUACCAAUGACCGGCCCUUCCGGUGCCAGUGUUCCGCUGAGUUUGCUUUAGAGAUUGGACUAAAGGUUCACAAGAGGACGAGCCUCUUAUGCAGAGGAGACUUUCCGAGUUCACAAGAGGACGAGCCUCUUAUGCAGAGGAAACUUUCCGAAUUCAAUAGGCGCCGCGCUCUUGAAUCACACACCAGGAGAGGUCACCCACAGAAGGGGCCGUUCGUGUGCACCGGUUGUGGCAAUAUAUUCUUGAAUCAAAUGUAUCUCAGAGAACAUGAGAAGUCGUGCGAGAAGUUGCCGGAGAAGACACGUCUGUCAACGGUGUCAUUGAUUAUAUGCACGACAUGUGGCGACCCAUUCGAUACUCUGCGGGAACUGACGGCACAUAUAAAGGAAAUGCAUACAAAUGAGUUGCCCUUUAUGUGCACCAAAUGUGACCAAAAGUUUGCGAUUAAGUGUAAUCUCCGCAAACAUAUGUUGCGGACACACUUUAAGGCGAAAGGGAUAGCCCUUCCCCGCGGGUCCAAAGAUGAUGACGAAGGCUAUGCUCUUAUUUAUAAGUUUUGUUGUGAUUGGGAGGGCUGUGGCAUGAGAUUCAAGUUCCUGAAUGUGUUGCGAUCGCAUUACUUCAAGACUCAUCAAACGGAAACACCAUUUGGUUGUAAUAAAUGCGAUAAACGAUUUACACAGCGCUUUGAACUCAGCAAACAUAAGGCGAUCUCUCAUUCGACCGGUGCUUACAAACUAUUUCAAUGUGAUUAUGAUUGCGGACAACAAUUUGUUUACGAGAGCCAAUUGAUAGCUCACACCCGAAAAGUGCACACCGGGGACAAGCCAUACGAGUGUGGCGUCUGUGGCAAUAAGUUCGCAAUGAAGGACGUUCAAAACAAAUGGUAG